Messenger RNA from Branchiostoma floridae (Florida lancelet), 2596 nucleotides. RefSeq lists its product as uncharacterized. NCBI's taxonomy places the organism in Eukaryota, Metazoa, Chordata, Leptocardii, Amphioxiformes, Branchiostomatidae. The transcript is spliced from 2 exons. Bases 253 to 1836 code for a protein of 527 amino acids. The record is from RefSeq and is a predicted model, not a curated record.
UGUAGGACGGGUGGAAUGUGCCAGACAUUGCUGUAUAAUAGAGACGUCGGACAGGUUUGACACCACGAUGACCUCAGGAUUUUGUCGGUGGCCUCGUCUCGGUCAAAACAACUGUAGCGUUCUAGACCUAGGGCUCCUGCCUGACAUUUCUUGCCUAACAGAACAUAGUUACAGGGCUGUAGACUAGGACUAAAUCUGUCUUCUGUGUUGACGACAAACUUGGCGUCGUGAGAGAGCUAGAGUUGCGGUAACAUGGGGAACAACCAGGCCGCGAGGAUUCGGCAGCGGGCCGAGAAGUUGGAAUGGACGGACGAGAUUCUCUCUCCUGGCGAAGUACUGAACGACUACGACCUGCCCGUGUUCGUAACAGUCGCCAGGGAGGACCCUCAAGCAGACCUGGCUAAAGACGAUAUCUAUCUGUUGCGGUCGUCUUAUUCAGAGCGUGACGUGUUCGCCAGAAAAGUCCACAGGACGAGCGGUCGUCUGUAUGGUCCCCUCUUGACGAUUCCCCUCAAACACCCGGCAAAGUUUGUCAUUUUUAAGAAAGUGUUUUACAACGGCGUGAGUGAGUUACUGCGGGCGAACCCUUUCCCGGAGAGCUUCAGAGUAGAAGAGAAUGUGACGUGGAGAGAGUCGGGGAAAUCUCAGGAAGCUUUCGAGUUGUUGGGACUACUGAGUAUGAAAAUGUCCCAGAACCAGAGUAAAGAUGGCGGCCAUGUUUAUGCCAAGGACAUGAGUAAAAUGAAGCCGAAGGUCAUCAACAUGUCUCCCGUGGUGGGCGACUGUCUUACAGUCAUAGACAAGACGGAACCAAUCCAAGACUCUGAGGAAGUAGUCUUAGAUAUGAGCCAAGGUGGGGGUAAGAAGAAGACGUCGACGUUGAAAAGAAUUAAAAGUUCAUUUAAGGGCAAAAAGGAAUCGAGGAAAACUAAGACAGUCGCUCAGCCCAUGGGCUACUUGGUUUGUGCUAACCAGACUGGAGGUUUGGUAUGCCUACACACGGACUGUACGGGCAGGUUCUCGGCCUACCUUCCAGAACAAUACACCAUGGAGGAACUACUGGAAAACUUCAAGCUACCAGGAGACGUCGAGGUGGUGGGAGGGAAGCUUCCAGACGAUCACCCAAACUUCGGAGGGCGUUUGAGACUCUUGAGUUUUUGUACAGAGACUUUUCUUGUUGUUAACGGCCUGCCAAAGCAGGGGGAGGUUACAGGAGCUGGCGUCCAAGCCGCGGUGGUGACGGAACUGUCUAUAGAUAGUGAUGUACGGUUCACACCUGCAAGAAAAUCGUCGCCACAAAACGUAGAACUGCUGAAGCUACUGCAGGGGCACCUUCAGCGCGUUAGGCCGUGCUCGGAAGGGUGCGUGGCGGCGGUCAGUGCCGGGGCGGCGACGGACGCGAUGAGGGCCGAGUGGGCGGAAUCCCAGGCCCGUGCAAGAGCAGCAGCUCUCUCAGCUGCACGGAGGACGACGCCUGCCAUGACGAGACAGGCCACUCAGCCUCCACCCGGCAAGCAACCCUCGUGGUGGCGCCGACUCUACAACUCCAGUCGGCGGAGAUCUUCCCAGUUGACCGAGACGCCAACGGUGACCCCUCCCGGCACAAGGACCACCGGAAACGUACAGAGAACAGCAGGCUACGGGCCAAGACCACUGGACAUUAUAGAAGAAGCCUCGGACACAGAGAACUCGGACACAGAGAACUCAGACACAGACAAUUCCAGUCUAGGUCUCGAACCCGAAGAGCAAGAUAGGGUUAUGAACGCUAAGAAAGGCGGCUUGAUUCCUAACGGAGGAUUGGUCUCAAAAGCUCUGUCCAAAAUGGGUCGCCGCUGAGAGUCUAGCAUGUUUGAAAGGGUGUAUGGCAGCAGAGAGCACCACAGCGGCGGCGCAACAUGAACACAUAUAGAACACAGUUUGUCUAUAUGACAUAAGUUAAGGUUAUAUGACCAGUGUUGCUUUUAGUUUAGGAACAGUUCAGGAAAAACAGAGGGGAAUGUUUUUGUGUAAAGUUAUUUUUUUUCAUAUCAAUGUAACGUUAUAAUUUUGUCCUGCAAAGUUCUUAUCAUGGUUUUGUUAUACAUUCUUAGGGCCAUCUUCUUUCUUGUGUGAACUGUUAUUGCAUUUGGUAUCCUUAUGUAUACCGUUGUUUUGUAAAUGGCAUCUCAUAGUUUUCCACAUUGCGUAUAUUGUGCAGGAGCGCCACCUUCCAAAAUACAUUUAAAUGACAUUGCACAGAACUUAUUUCAUAUCAUUCCAACAUAUACAUGUACAUUACCUGAAGAUAGAAAAUAUACUAUGUAUACCUGUUAACUCUCUUUAAAUCACUUAAGAUUCAUCUUUGUUUUCUCAUGUGGCAGUAUCAUAUUAUAGCACCAAGUGGAAUUAUGAAAGUUGAUGUUACCAAAAAAAGUAAAUAUGAGUUUAUGGACUUUAUGCAGAAUUUGAAAUAAACAUAAUGUUAACAACCCCUCUCAGAAACAUGGUCCAAAAUGUGCUUCUAUGUUUUAAUGGCUUUAACGCUAGUUCACCCUUAUCCGCAGGGUAACCUAUAUUCGUUGUGUUUACCAACAUGGUAUUAAGUGAUAUCAACUGG